UGGAUUUGGAUUUUAAAUCUGGAUUUGGCUUAAAUUCCAUGUUUGGGAAACUUAAGCAUUUUGAAUUUGGAUUUGAAUCAAAUUCUUUACAUUCAAAACCAAGCUUAAUUUGAAAUCCAUGCACCUCCCCUUGUCAUUUGAAAUUCAGGAUUUCAAAUUUUGGAAUUGAAAUACAUGAAUUGAAAUGAAAUGCUAGUUGCCAAACACUACNGGUAUGUUUGGGAACAUGGAUUUGGAUUUUAAAUCUGGAUUUGGCUUAAAUUCCAUGUUUGGGAAACUUAAGCAUUUUGAAUUUGGAUUUGAAUCAAAUUCUUUACAUUCAAAACCAAGCUUAAUUUGAAAUCCAUGCACCUCCCCUUGUCAUUUGAAAUUCAGGAUUUCAAAUUUUGGAAUUGAAAUACAUGAAUUGAAAUGAAAUGCUAGUUGCCAAACACUACCUAAGUUAUUUUCAAUUUCAUUUAUGAUGUCUGAAUGGUUAAGAGAUUUGCCUCUGAAUGGUUAAGUAUUAUACAGAGUCUGAAUGGUUAAGACCUCUUAUCUGAAUUGAUCAGACAUUUGCCUCUGAAUAGUUAAGCAAUAUACUAGCUCUUAAUGGUUCAGACCUCUUACUGGUUCAGCACUUAAUGGUUCAGACCUCUUACUNCCUCUUAAUGGUUCAGAUGUCUGAAUGGUUAAGAGAUUUGCCUCUGAAUGGUUAAGUAUUAUACAGAGUCUGAAUGGUUAAGACCUCUUAUCUGAAUUGAUCAGACAUUUGCCUCUGAAUAGUUAAGCAAUAUACUAGCUCUUAAUGGUUCAGACCUCUUACUGGUUCAGCACUUAAUGGUUCAGACCUCUUACUAGUUCAGCACUUACCCAUUCAGAAGUUGCCAAACAGCCCCUUAAAAUAAUUAGAGACCGUGAAAAAUUGGCCGGCCUGCCGCUGCUCCGUCACACAUCCCCGUCAAUCCACCAACUUCCCGCCUCCUAGCUCUGGAUUCUAUUCGCUAACCAAGGUUUCGCCAUGGCAAUGAAGGCUUAAGGCCGAUUAGCUUGUGUUCGGUGGAGGAAAAUGGUUCUGGAGAUGGCUAAUUCCAGGCCUUUGUUCCUGACGAUCUACGCCACCGUCGCUGUUGGCGUACUCUUCUCGGCUUUCUAUGUUUUCUCCGCCGUCUAUUCCUCUUCUGCCACCUCCUCUCCGCCUAUAUCCGCCUUUUCCAUCGCUUCCAUUUCUCCGUCCUCUUCAUCAGAUGCAGCGACUGCAUUUCCAAUUCCAAAACUUAAUGAGUCUCAAGCAGUGGGAGCUGGUCUACCUCAAGCAUCAAAUUCUCGGGUGCAAAGAAAGUCACUAAAACCAAUAUGGAAGGCCCCCCCUCCUGGUUCAAGGAUGCCAUCCCUAGAUACUUUCCGAUUGACAAAAGAAUUGUUUCAGGAAAGAGUGAGGGAAAACGUAAUAGUUGUCACCUUUGGUAACUAUGCAUUCAUGGAUUUCAUAUUGACAUGGGUCAGGCACUUGACAGAUAUGAAUGUUGAUAACCUACUAGUUGGUGCGAUGGACACCAAAUUAUUGGAGGCUCUUUACUGGAAAGGUAUACCUGUUUUUGACAUGGGUAGCCACAUGAGUACAGUAGAUGUUGGAUGGGGAUCACCAACAUUUCACAAGAUGGGAAGGGAAAAAGUUCUUCUUAUAGAUUCUGUCCUACCUUUCGGUUUUGAGCUCCUAAUGUGUGAUACUGACAUGGUGUGGUUAAAGAACCCUCUUCCAUACAUUGCACGUUUCCCUGAAGCCGACAUCUUGACAUCCACUGAUCAAGUUGCACCAACAGUUACAGAUGACAGUUUGGACAACUGGCAGCUAGUUGGUGCUGCUUACAAUAUUGGAAUAUUUCACUGGAGGCCAACAGAUUCCUCAAAAAAGUUGGUGAAAGAGUGGAAAGAAAUGCUUCUAAAUGAUGAUAAAAUAUGGGAUCAGAAUGGUUUCAAUGAGAUCAUCCGCAGACAGUUAGGCCCAUCUGUUGAUGAUGACAGUGGACUUGUCUAUGCUUAUGAUGGAAAUCUCAAGCUGGGACUUCUACCCGCAAGUAUUUUCUGCAGUGGGCACACUUAUUUUGUCCAGUCGAUGUAUCAACAACUCAAACUAGAGCCUUACGCUGUACAUACAACAUUCCAAUAUGGAGGGACUGAAGGGAAGCGCCAUCGAUUGCGUGAAGCUAAGGUUUUCCUCGAUCCAAUAGAAUACUACGACCCACCAGGCGGGUUUUUGUCAUUUAAACCAUCUAUACCCAAAAGCUUGUUACUAGAUGGAGAAAACAAUAUUGGAUCACACUUCUUUCUUGUUAAUUACCAGAUCAAACAAAUAAGGACUGCACUUGCCGUUGCUUCACUGUUAAAUCGCACAUUGGUGAUGCCUCCACUAUGGUGUAGGUUAGAUAGGUUAUGGUUUGGACACCCUGGUGUUUUGUUGGGCUCCAUGACAAGACAGCCCUUUGUUUGUCCUCUGGAUCAUGUAUUUGAGGUUAAUGUUAUGUUGAAAGAACAACCAGUGGAAGAAUUUGGACCUGGUAUCAGUUUUAGAGAGUAUUCUUUAUUUGACAAUCCAUUAAUGCCCCAAGAGGUGAAAGAGUCAUGGCUUGAUGUGCAACUAUGCCGAGAAGGGUCGCAAGGCUGCCGACUUUCCAACAGUACUACUGAAACGGGAAUUCUUAAAUUCCCCAAGAAUAGUAGUGAAGAAACGGAUGUCAAAGUGAUUCAGUUCUCAUCAAUGAAGGAUGCAUUUCAAGGUUUCUCUGAUAAGGUAAGGGAAGAAAGAUUCGGGAAGCGAGUGAAGCGAUACGUGGGGAUAUGGUGUUGUGUGGAAAACCAAACACCAGGUCACAUAUACUAUGACAUGUAUUGGGAUGAGACAUCUGAUUGGAAACCUGUGCCACCACAGACUCCCCAAGAUGAUCACCCUCACUGGUGAAUAUGCAUCACUCUUUGCUUUAAAAAUCCCACAUUCUUCCUUCCCAAGAGCUGUGGAACCAUCAAAGUUAGAGCUGAUAAACAAGUCGGUCAUGUCAGGUUUGGUACUCUCUGGUUUGGGUUGAGAAAUGUUUGUUCAUGGCCUAAUGUAUUUUGGGUUCGAACGGACCCAACAGGUUAGGAGGUGUAUUUUCUAGAGUAUUACUACAAUUUAUGCUACUCGUAUUUUAUAUACGUAGUAAAAGAGAUGUACUCCCUCCGCCCCAUAAUUUUUUCUCAUACGGAGUAUAAGUUGUGGUUGAAUUUUGUUUAAAUGAGAAAUAGUAUGGAUCAUGAAAUCUUUUCAUGAAAAAGAAUGUGGAACAAAAACUUUGAGACAGCCCUAAGAGAAAAGAAAGAAACAAGUAAUGG
Cuscuta campestris is the source of this 3348-nucleotide messenger RNA. The record is from the annotation of a GenBank genome assembly. Lineage: Eukaryota; Viridiplantae; Streptophyta; Magnoliopsida; Solanales; Convolvulaceae.